Messenger RNA from Cladocopium goreaui, 481 nucleotides. Lineage: Eukaryota; Dinophyceae; Suessiales; Symbiodiniaceae. The record is from the annotation of a GenBank genome assembly.
AUGCCCAAAUUUGACCGUGAAAUUCCAGAGGAACGACUCAGAUUCCGAAAGCGACGCACGACAGACGUGGCGAUGGGUGGCAAGGCGAAACCCACCAAGCACACAGCCAAAGAGUUGGCGCAGAAGGAGAAGGAUGCCACCGUGAAUCGUGGAGGCGGUUCGCAAGGGCAGAAGGACCGAGCGGGUGGUUCUGUCGGGCAUUCCAAGUACAAGUGCCAUAUCUGCAUGCAGGCGGCUCCGGACCCGAAGUCGAUGCAGAUGCAUUUCGAAUCGAAGCAUCCCAAGGAGGAGUUUAGCAUCGAGAAAUGCACCGACCUGCAUGCCACCGCGGGCGGCGUGACAACUCAGGGUGUUGCCGUCAGAGGUGGCAUCAAGAAGCAUCACAACUGAGUGGCUUCGGACGCUUCACAAAUUUCACAAGUAAAAGAAAGCGCCAUUUUCCAAGUGGUUCUGAAUCAUUCUGAAUCAUUCUGAAUCAUUC